AUGGUGUCGAGUCACGAUAUGGAAGUGGAUGGAAUCACUGCAUUCUCGACAUCGCCUGCGACGUCUUAUCGCUACAUCCUCCGACUCAAAGACGACAAAUUGAGUAUUUGGAUGGAAGACCGAACCAGCAAAAAGCAAUGGUCUAAGAGCGGGAUGAUCAAAGAAGACUACGUGACAUCGGCCAAUACCAUUGCAGAUGCAUCAGCGAUAGAUUACUUGAGUUUGUUCCAGGACACACUAGAAAGUAACCUGGACAAGUCGGGCUAUGUCCAGCGCACAUUGGAAGUGCUGAGUGGGGGUGCUUGCCAACUGGUGGUUAGCGUCACGGUUCGCAUUCUUCGCUCAGUGAGAGUGGCGAAGUAUACGUUUGUCCUGGAGCCUGUCUCUGUUGAGCGAAUCGAUGUGUUGGAAUCCAAAAUGCGCGAUCAGCAGGAGGAAUUGGUGCGACUUCAGAACAAUCUGUCACGCAUGUACAGCUUGAUGCCUUAG
Messenger RNA from Peronospora matthiolae, 489 nucleotides. The record is from the annotation of a GenBank genome assembly. NCBI's taxonomy places the organism in Eukaryota, Oomycota, Peronosporomycetes, Peronosporales, Peronosporaceae.